This is a messenger RNA of Drosophila guanche, 688 nucleotides long. RefSeq names its product prisilkin-39. Lineage: Eukaryota; Metazoa; Arthropoda; Insecta; Diptera; Drosophilidae. The record is from RefSeq and is a predicted model, not a curated record. The transcript has a single exon. Bases 283 to 678 code for a protein of 131 amino acids.
UCCGUCUCAUAUAUAUUCAGCAUAAUCCAUUGAGUCGCAACGCUGACCGGUGCGAGCGUGGUCUGUCGCCUGAUCUUCCAGAGAUGCCGAUUGUUUAGUUUUUUAUGGGCAUACGAGAUCGAAAAAUAAAGCAUUUCAAAGUGCUAAAGAGCGCAAUGUGUCACCAUCUUCAUCAGCAUAAUCGCUCAGCAGAUCCCAACUCCGUUCCAAGGGUAUAAAUAGAGGAGCGCUGGGUAGAUCGUGGCCAGAACCGGGUUAGAACCACACACAGGAAGAGCCAUCAUGAGAGUACGAGUUCCCUUCUGGAUGAUCCUCACGUUGCUGAUUGCCAGCUGUGUGGACUGGAGCAGUGCCUUCUUCCUGAAGGGUUGGAACAAGUCCAAGGGCUAUGGAGGCGGCCAGAGCUAUGGAAACAACUAUGGAUAUGGGAACUCCAUCGGUUAUGGCAGCUCAGGGUAUGGCAACUAUGCUGGUGGCUAUGGCUAUGGCUAUGGCUAUGGCUAUCCAUCGUAUCAGUCAUACGGAGGCGGUUAUGGAGGCGGCAGACGACCCAACUCUGGCCAACGCAAGGGACGCACCUACUCGGAAAUUGCACGAGUCCUGAAGCCCGAUGCCUACGUGGGUCUCGGGGGCAGUCGCUUCCUGCCCCGCACACCAUUCUCAAGAUUUUGGGGUUGAGCAUUCACUA